AUGGAAAAAUCUGUUGCAAAAGCCGCAACGGAAGAAGUUGGUCUAGGAGACUCGUGGACCGUAGUUGAUCAAGCGAUGUUUCCUGAAAUCGCACCAAGCUAUAGAUCAAAAGCAAACGUCAAUGAGGACCUCUCCGGCGACAGAGAGGAAAAGCCACAGACUCACACCAAAGCUGUACAAGUUGCGAAGCAGGAAACGAAUCUAGGAUCCUCGCGCGUUAAAAUGGACCGUCCGGAAAUGGUACAAACCCGUGCAUCCGCCAAUCAAGCAGUUGUUCAUGAAGAAAUCGUCGAAGACCCUACGGGCAGAUCAAGCGGUCUUCUACAGCCCCAAGACUCCGUAGACUUGCAAUCCUCUAACUCUGAGUCUGAAUCUGAGGAAGAAAACCGCCCUGAAGAUGCUGCUGAGAUCGCCAGAGUCGAAGAGGAAAUGAAAUUGCGCCUUCGGCUUCUCAUUGCACCAAUCUUUCCUGCUCUGAUCAGCGGUUACGUCUUGGCCAUGUACGCAUCCAACCUUGACAUUCCGGUACCUAACGGUUUGAUUUUAAUCACUGUAUUUUGCGCUUGGGUCUUUGGUAUUGGCGCAAACACAAUGGCUACCAUUUAA
Messenger RNA from Puccinia triticina, 606 nucleotides. RefSeq lists its product as uncharacterized. The record is from RefSeq and is a predicted model, not a curated record. The coding region runs from base 1 to 606 and encodes 201 amino acids. The transcript has 2 exons. Lineage: Eukaryota; Fungi; Basidiomycota; Pucciniomycetes; Pucciniales; Pucciniaceae.